AUGGCACCAACAACCUUCAUCACAAGCCUCCUGGCCCUCACAACAGCAACAACCAUCCUCGCCUCCCCCGUCCCCCACCCAACAUCCAACUUCGAAUACGUCGGCUGCGUCGCAGGGUCCCCCUCCAGCUUUCCCAAGCACAUGCCCUUCGAACCCCCCUUUUCAGCCGAAGCCUGUCUUGAAGCUUGCAUCGGACAAGCGCACCUCGUCGCCAUUGGGGGUGGUUGCUACUGCGAUGAUCCUGAGGAUGCGACGCCCGUGAGCUUUGAGCUUGUGGAUGAAGCGAGGUGCUCGACUGUUUGUGUUCCUGGGGAUGACGCCAGUGGAAAGUGUGGAGGCGAUGGUGUGUUUAGCUUGUGGCAGCUUCCGGGAACUGAAAAGGCGGAUUGCAAGAAGGCUGAGGUCAAGGUCGUUGUCGAGUGUCCUCCUGAAGUCGUUGACUGUCCUGGAAGAGCCGCUGCUGCACCUGUUGCUGCACCUGAGGAGACUAUCCCGCCUGUUAUUCCCACUGCUGCUUGUCCCCCUGAGGGAUGCGGUGAACCUAUCCCUCCCACUCCUGUGGCUCAGGCACAGCAGGCUGCUGCCAAUCCUUGUCCUCCUGGAGGAUGCGGUGAGCCUGUGCUACCACCUACUCCUGCUGUCCAGAAGCAAGCCGCUGCUAACGCUUGCCCUCCUGAGGGGUGCCCUCCCGCGACUCCCGUCCCAGCUCCCAUCCCGGCUCCUGUCCCGGCUCCUGCUGCGACACCUGCUCCUGCGAGCAACUCGACUCCCAAUGGCUGCCCCCCUGAAGGAUGUGUGCCGCCUCCUGCUUCGGAAAACCCUGCUGCUGUCUUGCCUGGCUGUGAGGGCGACAACUGCGAAGGUAGCAAUGCCAGUCCUGCGGAGAGCCAGGACGAAGCUUCUGGAAGCUCUGCUGGAAGUACUGGUGAAGAUACAGGAGCAGCUGAUGAGCAGAGCGAUGCCUCCGCCGGACAAAACGAUGCCACGGGCGAACAAAGCGUUCCAUCAGGUGAAGACAGCGGUGCAUCCGGCGAAGCCCCCGCUCUUGUGAGCGAGAGUCCCAGACUGUACAGCUCUGGUGUCCUCUCAUCCAUCGUGGCCAUCAUCUUUGGCUUGUACCUGAUGUGA
Fusarium falciforme is the source of this 1128-nucleotide messenger RNA. RefSeq names its product WSC domain-containing protein. The transcript has a single exon. The record is from RefSeq and is a predicted model, not a curated record. Lineage: Eukaryota; Fungi; Ascomycota; Sordariomycetes; Hypocreales; Nectriaceae. Bases 1 to 1128 code for a protein of 375 amino acids.